This is a messenger RNA of Papilio xuthus (Asian swallowtail), 2834 nucleotides long. It is a transcript of the gene Tango6, whose product is annotated as transport and golgi organization 6. NCBI's taxonomy places the organism in Eukaryota, Metazoa, Arthropoda, Insecta, Lepidoptera, Papilionidae. Bases 108 to 2819 code for a protein of 903 amino acids. The record is from RefSeq and is a predicted model, not a curated record. Gene Ontology annotation, biological process: protein secretion. The transcript is spliced from 5 exons.
CAAAAAACUGCCAAACACAUGAGAAGUGUGUAAAGUUUAGUUAAUUAAACAAAAGUACAGAUUUAACUACGAAAAUAAACAUUAAAAUAUAUCAACCAAAUCAAAAAAUGGAUCAUAUCAAUGUAAUAUUUGAAAGAAUCGAAAGAUUUACAAAAAUUGGUGAUUCUGGGUUCAUACCAAUCUUGCUAAACAAUGAUGAAACAAGUAGUAAAGAUAAGUCUAUCAUUUUUAUCUCCACAAAGACUUUUCUUAAUAAAAUAUUUAAGGAAAUAGAUGAUUUAGCAUGUUACAUUAAAAAGGAUGAUACUGUGCUCAUAAGUGUGAAGAAUCAAAAGCUUUUGAGAACGUGUUUUCAGCUCAUUGUUUCCCUUGGCAUAUCACCAUGUUUGGUGCCUGGUCUGGGAAUCAGUUUAUCUAAAAGAUCUACACUAGCAGCCAUGUUAUCUGCUACUGAUUUAUCUGAUGAGCAAAAAUAUGAAUUACUUACCGAGUGUACAGAUUUCUUUGUAAGAAGUUAUUCUAUACCAGUUUUAAAGAAUAUAAUAAUCAGUUUUCAUUUAUCAGACUACUUAGCUGCAUUAAUACAGCUUUCCUUUGCUCCAUUGAAAAAGCCAGGAGUAUAUACUAAUUUCACAAUGACACAAGAAAUGUAUGAUAAAUUAAAUUUGGAUAAAAAGAAAUAUAUCAAAAUAUAUGAUAAUUUAGUGAGCAAUUGCUUUCAACCGAUACUUAUGAAGGAACUUUUAGUUUUACAAAAUGUAAAAGACAAGACACCUCCUGCAUUUGUUAGAAGAACAAUCACAAAAGAGUUGAGUCGUCGACUUAUAGCACAGGGAGGAUUGCUAAGUCUCAUCAGAUGUUUUAUGGAUAGUUUAGAAAUGGACUCGGGAAUAGAAUGGAAAAAAAUUGACAUAAUUUGCAAAUUAAUUGCAACAAAACAUGGUGACACUUGUGAAAACGAAUAUGUGCAAAACAUUUGCAACCAAUUAAAGCAAAUUCUUAUAUUAAAUAAUAAUAAAUACUUAACAACUGCAAUAGCCUGUCUAAUAACUUUAACAGAAAAAUAUCCGGAAUCAAUAGCAGUUAUUGCUUUAACAAAAGAUGUUUUUGACUCAUUUAAAUGUGAAAAUAUAUCUAAAUCAUAUAUACCAGGAACAAUAAUAUUUACAACACAACAAAUAGAACACAAAAUACAAACAUAUCAUUCAGCCUUAAGUUUGCCAAAUCAAGACAUUAUUAGAAAACUUUUAACUCCAAAUUUAUCUAUAUUAUUUCUUAUAGGUAUGAAAUGUACUAAUGAAGGAAUAAAAAAUAAAUUAAAUGAAAUUUUAACUAAAUGUAUGGAGAAAAUGGAUAAAAAUGAAAUACCUGUUUUACUGAAAUCAUUUUUAUUUGGUGAUACAACUUUAUCUAAAGUUACAGUUGAAGAAAUUCAAGCCGGUUUAAUAUUGAAAGCUAUGAAUAAUAUUUAUCCUCAAGAUGAUGCACUUUUUUAUUUUAUAGAAUUAUUUAAACAGAUAUCUGAUCACAAUUUUAUUCAAGCUGUAUUAGAAAUUUCUUUACAAAUGUUAAUUGAUUUUAGUGUAAAGAGAAACGGAAUAAAAAUAGAACCUCUUUUAGCACCAGAAGAUGAACCAAUUUUGCUAAAUGAUUUAGACAAACAAUACCUGAAUGUACUACAUUUAUUAUCUGUGAUAUCAGAAUCAUCAAAUAUAAAUGAAUGUUUGAAAAGAACACCUCAAAUUGUUUUCAACUUCAUAGAAUAUUUUCUUGAAGAAAAUAAAAAGUAUAGUGAAUGUGAAACCAUUGCUUUAAUUCUGUUGAACACAAUUUUACCAAACAUUGAUGAUUAUAGAUUAACUGUUAAAUUAAAAAAAAUUAUUCCAAUAUUAGAAAAAAUAUCUCAAGAUGAGUUAAACACUAAUAGUAUUUUAUCUAAGGAAGCAAUAUUACUUAUAAAUGGUGGUAGGAUUAAUAAAAAUUCAGCUUAUGAAAAAGCCGUGUCAAAUGCUUUUGACAAUUUAUUACCUACGAGAGGUCAUGGGAUUCUAGAACUAACAAAAUUAAUUAAUCAACAAGAUGCAGAAACAAUAUCCAAACGUCAUUUGGUUUUUUGUUUAUUUCAGGAACAAUUGAAAGAUGCAGAUUCAUACAUAUAUUUAGCUGCAAUAAACGGUAUCGCCGCGUUAGCUAUGCAUUGCACUGAAGAUGUACUAAAUGUGUUAUGCAAAGAAUUUCUUAACAUUUCCACUACAUUUGAAUGUAUCGAAACCAGAGAAAUGCAAGAUAAAAUUCAAGAGAUGAGAUUAAAAAUAGGUGAUAUAAUCGUAAAAGUAACUAAAAGACUUGGUGAUAUGAGUAUAGUUCAUAAAACAAUUUUAUUGAAUACAAUGUUGACGGCAUGUAGAGAUCACGAUCCGUUAAUUAGGGCAUCUGCAUUGUCCAACUUGGCUGAGAUAUCUUUGGUCCUGCACUAUAGGAUUGGCUCCAUCAUUUAUGAGGUUUUGUUGUGCAUUGGGAGCAUAAUAGAAACAGAUAAAGCUGUGGAAUGCAGGAGGGCCGCUGUUAUGGUCAUAUCAAGUUUACUCAAAGGCCUGGGGAAGGAAACUUUGAUUCAGCUGAAAGAACACUUACUUCCUUUAUACAGGAUGUUAAAUAAACUGUAUAAAGACCCGAACGAAGAUCAUGCUGUCAAACUUCACGCACAAACUGCUCUUGAAGAACUCAAUGAUAUUGUCUACCAGUUUUUACUCCCUAAUAUUGAUAUGAAAAAAGAAUUUUCGCUUUUAGAUGAAACAAAGGAAAUUAUUUACAAAUAAAUGUACUGUAUAUAU